AUGGCUAUCACGAAUCCCUUCGCAUCACCAACACAGAACGAAAAGAUGUCGUUGCCCAUGCCACCACCUCUUCUGCAUACUAGGUCGGGAAAUGAACUCUAUGAUCGGCCUUCAACACCCGGCAGCAAUCACAUUGUCAGCCCUCAACAAACCCCUCAAGGCAGUCCAAGCAAGCACCACUUUCCUCCAGGUGCUCAUGACUUACCAAAUGUCUUUGACAAUGCUAUGAAACUUCAGCCUCUGACACAGACUCAACCCAAGUCUCCUUCCAAGAAUGAUACCAACCAAGACCCAUUUGCAGUCACUGAGAAAUUCACUCGACCUGCAAGCCCAACACGACAAUCCAAUAAAGAGAAUGCUCCAGGCAGUCCUACCAGAUUUGGCUACAAUCCAAACUCGGCUGCCCAGGCAAGAGAUGCUCCAUACCAGAAAACAGAAACUAGGAGAGGCCCACAGACACGUAAUUUGACUGCAGAAGAGCUCGAGAAGUUGCAAUCGCCCAAGGUUAAGCGUCUCGCCAAUGUCACUCAGCUAUACUUUCUUGACUACUACUUUGACCUCCUCUCUUAUGUGCACCAGCGCCAGACAAGACAUAAUGCUUUCAAAGAGGCUGUGCCAACACCACCAACCACGUCUCAAGUUGAGUACGAUGCUGCAUUGCACAAAUAUCUGGGCCGAGAACGAGCGAACCUAAGAAAGCGACGAACUCGAUUGAGACAUGGUGACUUUCAGAUACUUACACAAGUCGGUCAAGGUGGUUACGGCCAGGUAUAUUUGGCUCAGAAGAAGGACACGAGAGAAGUCUGCGCUCUGAAGGUCAUGCGCAAGAAACUGUUGUUCAAGCUUGAUGAGGUUCGACACAUUCUGACAGAACGAGAUAUUCUCACGGCUGCAAAAUCAGAAUGGUUGGUCAGACUUCUAUAUUCAUUCCAGGACGACGAACAGAUAUACUUGGCUAUGGAGUACGUUCCAGGUGGUGACUUCCGGACCCUACUCAACAAUACUGGUGUUCUACACAACCGACAUGCUCGAUUCUACAUUGCUGAGAUGUUCUCUUGUGUGGACGCGCUUCAUAAUCUGGGCUAUAUCCACAGAGAUUUGAAACCCGAGAACUUCCUGAUCGAUGCCACUGGUCACGUCAAGCUCACAGAUUUCGGUCUGGCAGCUGGUAUGCUGAGCCCGAUCAAAAUUGAAAGCAUGAGAGUCAGACUUGAAGAGGUUGGCGAAACAAGAGUGCCAUUCGGUCUGCCCGCCGUGGAAGAUCGAUCAGUAGAUCAACGCCGAGACGGUUACAAAUCACUUCGAAAGAGGGACGUCAACUAUGCCAAAUCUAUUGUCGGCUCGCCCGACUAUAUGGCUCCCGAAGUUCUCCGAGGCGAGCAAUACGACUUCACUGUCGAUUACUGGUCCCUGGGCUGCAUGCUUUUCGAAGCACUAGCAGGCUACCCACCCUUCGCUGGUGCAACCGUAGACGAAACAUGGCAGAACCUCAAGCGCUGGCAGCGAGUUCUUCGCAAGCCUCAGUACGACGAUCCAAACUAUUUCCUCAGCAAGCGAACUUGGGAUCUCAUCACCACACUUGUGGCUGCCAAGGAGAACAGAUUCAAGAAUAUCACCGAGAUUCACCAGCAUGAAUAUUUCGCCGAGGUUGAUUUCAAUGCUUUGAGGGAGCAGAAAGCACCAUUCGUUCCAGAGUUGGACUCUGAAACCGACGCUGGCUAUUUCGAUGACUUCAGCAACGAGGCCGACAUGGCUAAGUAUAAGGAAGUUCAUGACAAGCAGCGAGCUCUCGAAGACAUGGCUGAGCGUGAUGAGAAGAUGGCCAAAGCCUUGUUCGUGGGAUUCACAUUUAGGCACCGACAACCAGCUGUGGAAGGCGGCGCUAAGCCUGCGAGUCCAAGAAAGCAGAUGGACGAGAACACUUUUGGCACCAUCUUUUAG
Molecule: messenger RNA, 1941 nt
Organism: Lithohypha guttulata
Lineage: Eukaryota; Fungi; Ascomycota; Eurotiomycetes; Chaetothyriales; Trichomeriaceae
Gene: DBF2
Product: serine/threonine-protein kinase dbf2
Exons: 3
Coding region: 1-1941 (646 amino acids)
Biological process (GO): peptidyl-serine phosphorylation; intracellular signal transduction
Cellular component (GO): spindle pole body
Molecular function (GO): ATP binding; protein serine/threonine kinase activity
Source: RefSeq, a predicted model, not a curated record